AUGUCGGGCACACAUCUCGACCCCGCAUCGACGACUACAGCACCGUCGUUAUCAUCAUCAGCCACAACAAGCAGACCUGCAGCAGAAUCAUCUGAAGCACGCAAGGUAUCCUUUCAGCAACCCCGCCCUGAUGCAACUCCGAGCCGGUCUUCCUCCUCGGCACAUCUAGCAGCAUCCGGCGCUUCAGGCUCCAGCCAGGCAGGUAUAGGCUCACAAGCUUACUCCGCCUACUCUGGCGUCACCCGCAGACACUCGCUAUUCGGUACAGAGGACCGAGUGAUUCUCGACAUCGGCAGUAGAUACUCCAAGUUCGGGUUCAGUGGCGAGCCUCGACCUCGAGCCAUUGUACCGUCUGUCGCGUUUGCACAGCCAUCGACUUCCUACCUUCGCCUCGACGCUUCCUCCUCAGAUGAUCCCUACGCUACAGGCGACACCCUCUGGGAUCUCGACUUCGAACGAUGUCGGGACGACCAGUUGCGACGUGGCAAGCGUGCGCUACUACUUGCUCAGCUCACGCAGCUCCUCCGGAAUGCCUUCACGCAGCAUCUCAUGGUAGAUCCAAAGCAGCGUAAGGUGCUGGUGGUUGAGAAUCCGAUGCUGCCCACGUCAGUCAAGGAGAUGAUCUGCAAGGUGCUGUUCGACAACCUUCAAGUUCCAUCCGUGUCCUUUGUGCCGGCACCUCUGCUGAGCCUGUUGGCGGUGGGAAGAAUAACAGGUCUCGUGCUGGAAGUUGGAUAUCUGGAGACGACAUUGAUGCCGGUGUACUAUGGAAGGCCGUUGACGAGUCAUACGGUUUCGAGCUCGAGGGCGGGCAAGAGACUCAAUGCGAGGUUGAAAGCAUUGUUGCUGAGGUAUGGAAAGUUCGUGGCUGCGCAGAAUGGGUUGCAGGACUCAGCAAAGUCUUUGAAGGAGAGGACGCGGUCCAUUGAUCCGGUGCUGUUGACGGACGAGAGACUGGAGCAGAUCAAGGCGAAAGCGCUGUUCGUGAGCUCGUACGAUUCGGCACUCGAGGCAAUGCAGGAGCUCUUCUCUGUCCUCGAGCAUGACCCGUCAGAAGCUCCAAACCAAACAAGUAUUGCAGAGUCAAAGGCAGCAGCGGCAAAGUCGAUCCGCCAGAAGUAUUCUGCGGCAUCAAGCGCAACUCCUUUCACGUUCGCUAUCACACCAGAGUCAGUGGAUCCGAACAGCACUGCAUCACUCAUCCAAAGCGUUCAAGCGCAACCCUCGACAUCCACAUCAACGUUAACCCCAGUCUUGUCAUCAUCACUCCAGAAGAACCGUGUGUCAGGCGUUAUUGCAAUAUCAGGAUGGGUCCGCGAACGAGCUGCAGAGCUUCUCUUCGAACAAGGCGAUCACGAUGACCCGGGACUUAUGGACAUGACAGUCAGCGCUAUUGCGAGGCUUCCGAUCGAUUUGCGAAGAGUCAUGUGUCAGACCGCACUGGUAUCGGGCGGAACAGCGAUGCUUCCUGGCUUUGCUAAUCGCUUCCGUUCACAACUGGCUUUGGCGAUAGAGAAAGCUGAGCAGCCAGGAGGAGAGCUUUCCAUCGAUCGACACACCCGGCGAAUCAAACCAGAUCAGGAUGGGAAGAACAAGAAGACCAAUGAGGAUGGGUCAAAGCUACACCGCUCAGUAGCAGGGUUGAAUGAUCCUUGGCCAGACGUGACACGAUCUCAAUCAAGCAAGACCGGAAAGGGUAGCACGGAAGGUGGAUCAGCGCCAGCAUUCGCAGCUAACCUGUUACCUUGGAUGGGGGCGUCGCUUGCAGGAGCGCUCAAGACAACUUCGCUUAACGCUAUCUCGCGUGAAGCUUAUGACGAGGCGACAAAGACGGUUCAAGAUGAAACAGAGACGGCUCAGGAGGAUGCAGAUCAAGAAAAAGAGAAUCUCAAGGAGAAGGGCGCUAAAGCGAACAGACCAGCAAUGUCGGCGGCUAGCAAGCGAGGCUCUUUCGUAGGUGUUGUCGGAGGGUUGGAGACUGGCGCUUAUGGAGGACUGGCUGCUGUGAGCAGACAUCUGGUUGGUGUGCCAGGUGGAGCAGGAAGUGGGAGCAGCGGUGCGAAUCAGAGCAAGUCUGCCAGGCCCAGUUCCACUACUAGCUCUUCGGCUGCCAAAUCUCCCUCCGAUGUGCCGUAA
This is a messenger RNA of Ustilago hordei, 2136 nucleotides long. RefSeq lists its product as uncharacterized. NCBI's taxonomy places the organism in Eukaryota, Fungi, Basidiomycota, Ustilaginomycetes, Ustilaginales, Ustilaginaceae. Bases 1 to 2136 code for a protein of 711 amino acids. The transcript has a single exon. Gene Ontology annotation, biological process: microtubule-based movement. The record is from RefSeq and is a predicted model, not a curated record.